GUGGUCAUGUAACAGCCAAUGAGAACCGUGAAUGGGAUUGAAUGAGCCACGUGACAGCCAAUAGCCACAUAGAAGGGGCGGAGUUGUCCUGUGAGACCUGUCCCGUGGAAGCCGGGAGAGUUCAGUCUUUCACGGAGUCUGUUGCUCAGUAGUCUUUGCGCCAUGGCGGCCUCUGAAGCUUUCUCCGGUUCAGGCCUCUUCUACUUCGCCGGGCUGCUGACUGUCGCGUACUUCGUUUGGAGGAUCCUCUACCAUGUGGUGAAUGGCGUCCGCCUGUGGGUUUUGGGUGAUGCUCAAGCUGUGGGCCCACAUCUGGGCGCCUGGGCGGUUAUAACGGGAGCUACUGAUGGAAUUGGAAAGGCUUAUACAGAAGAGCUAGCUAGACGAGGAAUGAAAGUGGCUCUUAUCAGCAGAUCUCAAGAGAAACUGGAUCAGGUUGCCAGUGAAAUAAGUGAGAAGUUCAAAGUAGAAACAAAAACUAUUGUUGCUGACUUUGAAGAUCAAGAAACUGUUUAUGAUAAGAUAAAAGAAGGAUUGGAAGGCCUUGAGAUUGGAAUCCUAGUAAACAACGUGGGUGUUUCAUAUUCCUAUCCGCAAUACUUUCUUGAGAUCCAAGACCUAGAUAAAGUAAUUAACAGAUUGAUUAACAUCAAUGUCUUAUCAGUAUGCAAGAUGACACGAUUGGUGCUGCCUCGCAUGCUCGAAAGGUCUAAGGGAGUAAUAGUGAAUAUGUCCUCUUUUGCUGGGUAUAAUCCAUUUCCAUUUGUGACCCUUUACUCAGCAACCAAGGCUUUUGUGGAUUUCUUCUCUCGAGGUCUCAAUGCAGAGUACAGGAAACAUGGUGUCAUUGUGCAGAGUGUUCAACCAUAUCUUGUGAAGACAAAAAUGACUAAGAUCCGCAAACAAUCCUUUUUUGUACCCACUCCUGAAACAUUCGUGAAAUAUGCCCUCAAUACAGUUGGCCUUGAGAGCCAGACUUCUGGAUAUCCAGCUCAUUCUCUUAUGGCCUGGAUCAGCAGGGCUCUGCCCAAGUGGUAUCGCACAAAGCUCAUGGUAGAUUUAUGCUUGAAAGCAAGAGCCCAUAAUUUGAAGAAACUAAAGGAAAACUGAACUUGCGCCAUCUUGACAAGAUCCUCGGUAACUUUGUAUCCACAUUCAAGCACCAAAUACUUUAUUAAUUCUUUGAAAAGUGGGAUUUUUUGAGGACCAGAAACCAGCAUGAAGCAAGAGGAAGCUGAGUGAGGGGAAAGGCUGUGAUUAGUCUGUACAUUUUUUUUGUGCCUUUGUUUUAAAAUGUGCUUUGUUAGAUGUGCCCCAAAAUUGAAUUGUUAACUAGCUUUAUGGUGAUACACACACCAGCAGAAUGUGUCAGUAUGAAACUUUUGUUGAAAGUGGUACUUCGUCAUCACACUGUUUAUUUAUAGUUGUCAGAAUAGGACAUUAUUUUCAUAAAUAACACUCUAUAAACCUUUACUUUACAGAAAUUGCACUUUUGUAAUUAUCCGUGAAUCUGAACUAGUACUUCUUAUCACAUAGUAGCCAUAAGAUCUUUGCUUUGUCUGUGUUCGUACCCAUCCUGUGAUGGAUGCCUUCAGAUAUCCCACACCUACAUAGAUGUCUCCCUUGGACAAUUUGGAGUUGGGGAAGAGGAAGGAAGACAGCCAUCUCAAUCUACCUUUAUUGAAGGAGGAUUGUAAGGGAAGGGUACCUUCACUUCAAGUACUCUUCUGUCAUGAAACAUGAAUUGCAAAAAGCAAUAUUUUCUGACGACGCAGUCACAGCCCUCAGCCAUCUUCAGAGAACACACAAGACUGUAAAUGUUUUAAUAUAUGUCAUUCAAGGCAAAGGUCUUAAUGUAACAGCUAUGUAGAUCUAAUACAUUGGCAAAGCACUCGUGAUACUAAUACUAAUCAUUUUAGUAAAAUGAUCUCUUUGGAUUAUAACAAAUGGUUUGAAGAGGGAUGCUACAGACUGCAGUAAUAUGACAAUAAAUAUUACCACCCUGCUGCUUGGUCACUGUUGUAUAUAAGAUUGCUGAUAUCUGAAAUGUGAUUGAAGUUAAAUACUGGAAAUGAGAUAGUUUGACUAACAUUAGCUCUCUCUUAAUGGACAUAAUCAAAUGAAAUGCAUUUGUCAGGGAAAACAUUGUGUUUUGCCUGUCUCUAAAUGCAAAAUUAGGCAUAUAGUUAGUUUAUCUGUUUCAGCCACAUGUUUGAGAGUAAGUAAAAUGAAAAUGUUAUGGGGUUGGAUCUUUUGCUGCCUCCCCCCUGCUGCUGAAGGAGCAGGGAUAUCUGCCAGCUACUUCCACAAGCUUUUCCAUGGAGAUCAGACGUUAAUGAGUUUUUAGAUACUUGUUUGUAGAAAAUAACCUCUAUAGCUUACUUGGUCGGUUGUGAAUUAACUCAGUGUUAAGAGCCACAAAAAAGACAAACAGCAAAAAAACUUCCGGGCUAUUUUAUCAGUUGAGGCUUAUGGUACAGCAUAUCAGUAAACCUUGAAUAAAUAUAGAAACCAGGUUGCCCCCCCCGGCUACAGCACUAAGUUUUGGUCUCUCUUGAAAUCCAUUGCCUUUGUCAAGUGGAAUAUGCACAGAAAAGCCAAUCUUUCUUACAGUUUGAGCACAUUUAUUGAUAUUACAAAGGCUACAAACUUGAAUGAUUAUACUGCCCUUGGAAGGCUCCAGUUUGAGAGUUAAAGUAUGUUUAAAUGUUAUUGUACAUAGAAAAUAAAUGAAAACCGAUGCAAUGGUGCUGAUCAGGUAUGCAAAAUGAACUUUGUCCAGGAAUGUACUUUUUGUGUUUUUUGGUAUUUGAAAGGGCAGAUUUGGGCUGUAUAAAGCUGCACACACAAUUUGGAAGUGAUGGAGAAGGGCAUUUGAAAUAACUGGCAAGCCUAUGCAACAGAGUGCUUUUUCUAACCCCUUAUUGUAAAAUUGAAAUUUAAAAUAAACAGUUCCCUAAAUGUUUAA
This is a messenger RNA of Heteronotia binoei (common prickly gecko), 2968 nucleotides long. It is a transcript of the gene HSD17B12, whose product is annotated as hydroxysteroid 17-beta dehydrogenase 12. The transcript has 11 exons. Gene Ontology annotation, molecular function: oxidoreductase activity. Gene Ontology annotation, cellular component: endoplasmic reticulum. NCBI's taxonomy places the organism in Eukaryota, Metazoa, Chordata, Lepidosauria, Squamata, Gekkonidae. Bases 163 to 1110 code for a protein of 315 amino acids. The record is from RefSeq and is a predicted model, not a curated record.